This is a messenger RNA of Penicillium verhagenii, 1653 nucleotides long. RefSeq lists its product as uncharacterized. Bases 1 to 1653 code for a protein of 550 amino acids. The record is from RefSeq and is a predicted model, not a curated record. Lineage: Eukaryota; Fungi; Ascomycota; Eurotiomycetes; Eurotiales; Aspergillaceae. The transcript is spliced from 6 exons.
AUGGCUACCAGCAUAUCUACUCCAUAUUACCAAGACAUAGCCGCGCAAAAACGCGAGCGCCAACUCAACCUGAUCCCCCCGGAGUGGCGCUUGUCACCAGUCCCUUCAGUAGACUCCGCACCGAACGCUUUGUUGUACAUUCGACAGACUCUCAGUCCAACCGAGCUCGCGCUUACAGAGGAAACCAAUAUCACAGUCCUCCUGGGGAAGCUUUCCUGCGGUGAAGUGUCUUCACUGGAGGUUACGCAGGCAUUUGCCAAACGUGCAGCACUAGCACACCAAUUAACCACAUGCUGUACAGAAAUAUUCUUCGAUGAAGCGUUCACAGUCGCCAAAGAGAUGGACGAGUAUCUCGCCAGAACAGGAAAGCUUGUAGGUCCUCUCCAUGGCCUUCCGGUGUCCAUCAAAGACCUUUUCUCAGUCAAGGGUCUGGACACAUCUAUCGGAUGGGUCGGUCUGACCAAUAACCCAGCCCAGGCCGACAAGUCCGUCGCCAGGACCCUCCGCCGACUUGGUGCGGUCCUCUAUGUGAAAACCAACCUUCCGCAAUCAAUGAUGAUGUCGGACUCGUAUAACCACGUCUGGGGCCAAUGCAUCAACCCAUUUAAUAGGAACCUAAUUUCUGGUGGGAGUUCCGGUGGUGAAGGGUCUAUUGUUGCGGCGCGAGGAAGUCCGCUUGGAAUCGGGACAGACCUGGGUGGAUCGAUUCGGAUUCCUUCGGGAUUAUGUGGGAUAUACGGGCUUUCGCCUAGUCCUGGCAGACAUCCUUACGAGAGGGGAAACCCUGGCCAGGAUAUUGUUCGCUCGGUCGCCGGCCCUAUGAGCUGUAGUCUUUCCAGUAUUGAGCGAUACAUGGAAGCUGUUCCGUGUGCCUCACCUUGGGAAUUGGACCAGCAUGUUGCACCUGUGCCAUGGAGACGGAAUCUCGCUUCGCCUGGUGCCAGGCAGUUAAAGAUCGGAUAUCUGGUUGACGAUGGCGUUGUUAAAUGCCAGCCACCUGCCGAGCGCGGUGUUCGAGAUGUCGUUGAAGCUUUGAAGGCGGCUGGUCACAGUGUUUUCGAAUGGGAUGCGUCGUCUCAUGGACUUGCAUACGAGCUAUGGGAGAAAGCUAUCUUGUCCGAUGGUGGCGAAGGAUGUCGCAAGAUGACCGAAAUGACCGGCGAGCCUUUAAUCGAGGGCAUGUUGGUUGGGAAAGAGCAUAACAUCUUGACAACUUCGGAACUGCACAUGUUAAAUGCGGCUAAAUACAAAUACGAGUCCGCAUACCUCGAUCGCUGGACCUACUCUGGUAUCGAUGCAUUAAUCAUGCCCAACACUCCCUGGGUUGGGUAUAAGCCGUGGACUUGGGUCAAAUCCAAUAACUAUGUGGGAUACACCAGUAUCUGGAACCUGGUUGGCUAUGCCGCUUUGACCGUUCCUGCUACGACUGUCUCUAGGGAUAAGGACCUACCGAGUCAAGAGUGGCUCGACCAUGUUCCUCGAAAUGAGGGCGACAGAUUCAACAAGGAGCAGUAUGAUAUUGACCUGGUCGAUGGUAUGCCCGUUGGGGUUCAGGUGGUUGGAGGAAGAUUCGGAGAGGAGAAAUGUGUUGCUGUCGCCAAGGCGAUUGAGCAGGCAAUGAAGCGGAAGGACUCGGCACCGCCUAGUCUUUAG